UUUGCCAAAUCAACUAGCCGAACGCCUCCGACUAGAAAAAAAAAAAAAAAAAAAAUUCCCACUUUCUUUCUCUGCCUAGAUUUCCCCUUUCUCUCUCUGUCCUUUUAAACCCUAAAAAUCAAAUCCACCACCACCACAAUGGCAGCCACAGCCACUGGAUCUUCUAGAAGAACAUCAAGCGGACCAGCUCUCCGCUCAGUCUCUCCUCCCGGCAGAUUUCACCAGCACUUAACCAGAUCUCCGACGUCUUACGCCUCCUCCACGGCUUUUGCUUCUUCAAGCUCUAGUUUCACCUCUCGCUCAUCAACUUUCUUCACCAGAUCCGCCUCCCCCACACGUGUCAACAUGUACGGACACACCUCACAGUCGUCUUCUCCAUCCGUCCGUUUAAAUGCUAUAUCUCCUAACCGUUCAAUCUCUACCGUCAAUCCCUCUCGGAGCCAUCACCAUCAGGUCGUUAAAAAACAGAGCACUCCUAAGCGUACCUGUAUGUGCUCACCGACGACUCAUCCAGGCUCCUUCCGUUGUAGUCUCCAUAAAGGUGUAGGGUUCGGGGGCUCGCCUUCAUCAUCCAACUACUCUUCAAACAACAAUCGGUUGAAUGCGCGCAGAUCUGCAAUGACAAAUUCGCUAGUGAGAAUCGGCGGUGUCGAAGGUGAUUUGGUGAGGAGAGCUCUUGCUUCUUUGAUUCGGCCCUCUUCACACCAGCAACGGAGGCGUUCUGCUUUCCAGCCACGACCAAGCCGACUCUCCGUGAUGUCCAAAUCUGAGGUUUAAUGGGUACUCCGGUCAAUUCAAGUGUUUUUUCCUUGAAUCACCCGACGAGAGUACUAGACUCAGAUUGUGGUGGCGGCGCGUGGGCUUCGGGACGGAAUUGAUUUUUACGGACUCCGGUGACCGAAACACAAAAUCCGACGACAUGACUUUUUUUUUUUAUAGAUAUAAUACACAUGGCUGUUGAGUGUAUAUAGUUAUCAAAGCUAUAUUAUUCAUCUGCAAAAUUAAGGAGUUUUGAGGACUUCAAAUUAAA
Messenger RNA from Populus trichocarpa (black cottonwood), 1030 nucleotides. RefSeq lists its product as uncharacterized. Lineage: Eukaryota; Viridiplantae; Streptophyta; Magnoliopsida; Malpighiales; Salicaceae. The record is from RefSeq and is a predicted model, not a curated record. The coding region runs from base 139 to 777 and encodes 212 amino acids. The transcript has a single exon.